CCCGCCGGGCCGGGCCGGGAAGGGAUAAGAGGCCGACCCGCGGCCGCUGGGCCACUCGGGAGCACAGCCAGGAGGGACACGGAGCAGCCUGCAGCCGCUGAUAAAGCACCAGAGGGCUUCUUUCCUUUGUGGACCCCGGGAUGUCUGAGCUGGAGAAGGCCAUGGUGGCUCUCAUCGAUGUCUUCCAUCAGUACUCCGGAAGGGAGGGUGACAAGCACAAGCUGAAGAAAUCCGAACUCAAGGAGCUCAUCAACGCUGAGCUCCCCCACUUCUUAGAGGAAGUCAAGGAGCAGGAGGUCGUGGACAAAGUCAUGGAAACUCUGGACAGUGAUGGAGACGGCGAAUGUGACUUCCAGGAAUUUAUGGCCUUUGUCGCCAUGGUUACCAGCGCCUGCCACGAGUUCUUUGAGCACGAGUGAGCGGCGAGCAGUUGCUGUGCUGGGCGAGGGUCACGCAGGAAGCAGGGAGUGGGGCUCGCAGCCAGUAGGAACGGAGCUUCCCCGCCGCGCUGUAGCUGAUUAGGAAGCUUGACUUGCUCUGUCAACGAGCCGUUGACAACCUCUUCCCACGGCUGACUCUGGCCCCGUCGUUCUUUCUGCUCCGCUCGGCACACGCGUCCGCUGACGGGGGCGCGGGGCCCGGGCCAUCCUCGUUCUGGGAAGCGUGUGCUCGGCCGCCGUCAUGGCUGCGGAGAGCCCUAACCCAGGCCUGCCACGCUGCCCCCAGAAAUGCUCCGGGCACGUGUGCUUCCUGGAGCCAGAAAGACAAAGCUUUGCCCUUAAAUCGGUUUACCCUCCGUGCAAAUGAACCCUCAGGGCGUGAGGGGGUCCGACAGGCCACCUGCUCCCCCGACAGUGCGGCCACAGGCCGGUCCCCUUCCCGGCGGGGAGCUGUGGGUCCUGAGCACACACCGUCGCUCACUGAGCUGCAGGAAGCCUGUGUCUCACGACCGCCAAGUACCGACGCGUUGGUUCUAGCCGGGACUGAGGAUCAGAGUCCCGCUCUCUGCCGACUCCCUGCGCGGCUCCCACCUGCUGCCCGCGGGCUGUGUGGCGGGGACAGCGCGCCUCCCUGCAGACAGGCUCCUUCCCGUGGCCUCCUCUCCGGUCUGGGAAGGGCCCUGGCCCUCCCGCGUGUGUGCUGAGGCUGGGCCUGCCCACGGCGGUUGGCAAGGUCGGUGGACGCGGCAAGCUGAGCUGUGAGCUUGGGUAUCCACGAAUUCAAAUAAAUCAGUUUCAAAUAAUUCACAUCAUCAACUUAUAAAUAUGAACAGUCACAUCCCAGAAAAGCCCAUGAACCUUAUCUACCCCCUUCUGCUGCUGCUGCUUUUAAGUGCACAGACUUGGAAAUUCCUAAGCCGGUGGUUGCUUGUAUCCGCGUUAAAUAAAGAUCGCAGUGACAGUGACA
Neogale vison (American mink) is the source of this 1407-nucleotide messenger RNA. It is a transcript of the gene S100B, whose product is annotated as S100 calcium binding protein B. The transcript is spliced from 3 exons. Gene Ontology annotation, biological process: positive regulation of cell population proliferation; positive regulation of canonical NF-kappaB signal transduction. Gene Ontology annotation, molecular function: zinc ion binding; S100 protein binding; calcium ion binding. Gene Ontology annotation, cellular component: nucleus; cytoplasm. The coding region runs from base 141 to 419 and encodes 92 amino acids. Lineage: Eukaryota; Metazoa; Chordata; Mammalia; Carnivora; Mustelidae. The record is from RefSeq and is a predicted model, not a curated record.